Molecule: messenger RNA, 348 nt
Organism: Candidula unifasciata
Lineage: Eukaryota; Metazoa; Mollusca; Gastropoda; Stylommatophora; Geomitridae
Source: the annotation of a GenBank genome assembly
AUGAAUUUCGAGAUUCCACCAGGGUUAACGGACUUACUGCAGGACUUUACUGUCGAGGUGCUUAGAAACCGCCCAAGGAAUUUAGAAGAAUUCGCUGCCCAGUAUUUCAAUGUGUUACAUGCUAAAAAGAACGGGCCCGCCAAAACUAGCGGCGGGGGUUCUUUGAGAUUUCAGACUGAUGCAAGUGUGAAUGUUUUUGAUAGAGAACCAUCUUCUGAAGAGGAGGAAGAUUACGACGAUGAUGACGAGCCAAUGCCACCAGUUUCUCAGCUCUCAAGAGACAGAAGAAAAUCAGUUUCUGCUGAGCGAUACGACCCAGAAGCCGAUGAUGAUAAUGAUUAUGCAAAG